AUGUCUUUGUCCCCAUCUUCAGUUGGUUCAUUUGCAAGUCGUGAGGAUCUUAUUAAUCAUGUUAAAACGCAUGCCUUCAAUCAUGGAUACGCGGUAAGCACCAAAAGAUCUGAAAAAGACAAGUUUGUCUAUUUGAAGUAUGACAGAGCUCUAUGGAAAAAAAUGGAGGAUGGUCAAUGGCGUUUAACAAUUAAAAAUGCAAAUCAAAACCAUGAAGCAUCAGAAGAUAUCUCAGGCCAUUCAUCCAGUCAUCGCUUAAAUAAAGAUGACCAAAAAAAAGUUCAAGAAAUGUCUAUAGCAGGUAUCUAUCCUCAUGAAAUACUUUCUACUUUUCGUCAAAGUAAUUCUGAUAGUUUAGCAAUCUCUAAAACUAUCUACAAUGCCAGAGAUAAGGUUAGGCAUGAUAAUCUUCAAGGUUGUACUCCAAUUCAGGUCCUUCUUGACGAGCUUAUAGAAGGAAAUUUUGAAUAUGAUUAUCAAUAUGAUCAAAACUGUACAUAUAAAACCAACAAAUUUAAAAUGCCAUUGCUUCACGUUGUUGGCAUAACAAACUUUAAUACCACAUUUUUCUCCUGUUUUGCAUUUUUAAAAUCAGAACAGAAAGAAGAUUAUAAUUGGGCACUCACUCGUGUUGCCUAUAUUUUUGGUGAUAUCUCAAAGUUUCAAGGCGAAUGGUCCAUAUUUUUUGAAAGUUGGUCCACCCUUAUAAAGUCCAAGACAGAACCUGAUUUUGAAAAUAAUUGGAAAAAGUUAAAGAAGAAAUAUAAUGAGAAAACAGCAGUUAUUGCUUAUUUGCAAGAUACAUGGUUGCCAUUUAAAACACAUUUUGUAUACUCUUGGGUAGAUCGUUACUUGCAUCUAGGUAAUUUGAUGACAUUGAGAGUUGAAGGGGCCCAUGCUGCACUUAAGAGGUAUCUUCAAGUAUCAGUGAGUAAUCUUCAUGCUGUCCAUAAAAAAAUCUCUUUGGCGUUAGAGAAUCGAUACCAGAAAAUCAAAACCAUGAUCUCCCAAGAGAUAAUUCGAAUCCCUCAGGCCCAAAACAAACCAUUUUAUGCACAGGUCGUCACUAAGGUGUCGACAUUUGCAUUAAAAAAGGUUCACGAACAAUUCUUAAAGGCAUCUAGUGUAACAUCAGAAAAUCCGUUACAACCUUGCAGUGGUGCUUUUAAGUCAUCGAUGGGACAUCCAGUUGGAGCGAAAAACCAUCCUCAAUCGUCAACUAAAAGAGAUCUGUCUACCUUUGAAUUGGUUAUAAAAAAGCAAAGAAAAUGUGGUUUAUGUCAUGGAACCAGGCAUAAUAGUAGGACAUGCCCUAAUGCAGAAAGUGAAAGCAGUAAAAGUAGUCAAAGGAAAUGUGGUUUAUGUCAUGAAAUCGGGCAUAAUAAUAGGAUGUGCCCUAAUGCAGAAAGUGAAAGUAGUGACAGUAGUUAG
This is a messenger RNA of Cetraspora pellucida, 1431 nucleotides long. Lineage: Eukaryota; Fungi; Glomeromycota; Glomeromycetes; Diversisporales; Gigasporaceae. The record is from the annotation of a GenBank genome assembly.